CUUGCAACCUCUAAAUGAAACAUAUAUAAACACUAGAACAAGCAAGCUGACAUCCAUAGCUUCACAAGAAGAAUACCAAGAUGAAUUCAACUCUUCUUUUCUUCAUCAUCUUCUGCACUUCCAUCAAUAUCUGCCUGGCAGAUAGCGGUAACCUCCAGGAUGCUUGUCCAACCGAUAUGAAAGCAAAACAAACUCUGUUCAUCAACGGUUUCCCUUGCAAGAAUCCUUCCAGCAUCAUUGCUCCAGAUUUCAAGACUUCAGACAUAAACCAUGCUGGAGAUACAGACAACUUCCUUCAUUCCUCUGUAAACAUAGUCACUGCUGCAGAUUUCCCAGGCCUGAACACUCUCGGCCUAUCAAUUGCGAGAACUGACCUUGAUUUGGAUGGUCUGUUAAUGCCUCAUUCCCACCCUAGAGCCUCUGAGUUGUUCUUUCUUAGAAAAGGUAUUGUGCUUGCUGGUUUUCUCGACACCAACAAUAACCUUUUUCAAUCGCUCAUAAAGGGAGGAGAUGUCUUCUUGUUUCCCCGCGGUCUGCUCCAUUUUUGCUUGAAUGCUGGUUAUGAGCCUGCAAUUGCAUUCUCCGUACUGAACAGCCAGAAUCCAGGGGUGGUAAGCAUUGGUGGUGCCAUGUUUGAGACUAAUUCGGAACUGAUAGAUAAGAUUACAAGGAAAUUGAUCUCCGUUCCCGCAUCUGAGCUUAAACACAUCAGGAAUGCCACUCUGGCUAAAUUUUCCAGAAUUCAUAUACAGUAAAGUCUAAGAACAUUGUGCUGAUUUAUAGUUUCUAUAUGUAGUGUUGUAUUGCCAUUGGUAUGAGCUUGAACAUUUGUGUGCAACAUGAGUGAAAAAUGCACUCUUUGUUUUAAAGUGCUUACUUCAGUGGUUUGGUGCUCCACUCUAUAUCCAUACAUUUAAAGAUAAGAUACAAAAGAAUGUUCUUAGAUUGCAUUGGUGUUUGAUGUCUUAAUUUUUGCUUGUACUUUGAGUCCUAAGUAAAUCUAUAGAGCUUGAUUAUAUUUGUUUUAA
This is a messenger RNA of Theobroma umbraticum, 1028 nucleotides long. Its product is annotated as RmlC-like cupins superfamily protein. Gene Ontology annotation, molecular function: manganese ion binding. Lineage: Eukaryota; Viridiplantae; Streptophyta; Magnoliopsida; Malvales; Malvaceae. The record is from RefSeq and is a predicted model, not a curated record.